GGGUGAACCCAUCCGUCUGCGGGCUUGGCUGGGGAGAGGCAGAGUACGUCCACGUGGCCGCCUCCAUAUCUGAGGCUGAAGAGGCUGAUGGGCCAGGCAUGGUGGGCGAUGUGGACAUCUUUGCCGCGCCGAGUGGUGAGGAUGGGCCAGUCGAGCACGCUGCCAUCCAAGUCCAAGGAGUACGCACCGUCCCUCUUGCUGGCGCCACGGCUGCGGACGACGACAUGAUAUUCGCCAGGAUGCGCUGGGCCAACGGCAUUCCUGGCGGUGACGCGAUGGACUUUGAUGCCGAGACGACGCCGCUCGAGCGAGACCUCGUCGAGGCUGCCGAGCGGGCCGCCAUCUUCUACCGGUGCAAAUACAAGCAUGCUCGCAAGGAGUGGGCCGACGACACUCUAGACGAUGUCCUCACCGCUACUGAGCCCUUCAAGAACUACAUCGAGGUCCGCAUCAUCCACAAGGUCGGCGAGAUUAUGUCUCGCGUCUUUGACGGUGAGGAUGUCGUUCCGGAGGAGCAACCGAUCCCCUCCGAGCUUCUGGCAGAGUACUAUGCCGACGCCGUCGGCGUGCAUCCCUCUGGUCAGUGGCUGGGCCGAGGUGUGAAGCAGCUCGCCCACCGCUACCCGAACAUGAACAUCCUCGAAGGGUUCUCGUCGUAUACCUACACGGACAUCUCGGCCGACUUCUUCGAAGAGGCCACCUCCAUCUUUGCACCCUACAAGAAACGUAUGACUUUCAAGACACUUGACGCUGCGCGAGACUCGGUUUCCCAGGGGUACACUCCCAGGUUGUACGGUCUAGUUGUUAUGUCGGCCGUCAUCCACGCGACGCCGAGACUAGAGCAGACUCUACGCAAUCUUCGUCGUCUCCUACGCCCCGGCGGCUUCCUCAUCAUCAACGAAUCCACCAGCAGCGCCUGGGCCCGCGACGGCUUCGUCUUUGGCACAAUGCCGGGCUGGUGGUCAGGCGCCGAGGAAGGCCGUGCCCUCUCUCCACUCGUGCCGCCCGAGCACUGGGACGAGGUGUUAAGGAACAGCGGUUUCUCGGGCGUCGACACCAUCACGCCUGACACGUUCCAGGAGGCGCACUCUAACGUCGUUUUCGUCUCGCAAGCCGUCGACGACACGGUCUCGUUCCUGCGCGAGCCGCUGUCGGCCCCCCUCCCCGCCACAGUCUACGCAGGAGGCGACGGCGCAAGUCUGGAGGACCUGGUCAUCAUCGGCGGGUCUACGCUCCGUAUGGGUCGCGUCGUGUCGGACCUGAAGCGAGUCCUUGGGGCUCACGUCUCAGGCAGCAUCACCGCUUUUAAGAGCCUGCUGGACCUGCCCGUAGACUUCAACCCGUCGCCGGACGCCUGCGUGCUGGACAUGUCGGGGCUUGACGUCCCCGUGUUCAAGGAUCUGAUAGCCGCCGGUUUCGACGCGCUCAAACGGCUCGUGGCCGUCGAGCAUACCCUCCUCUGGGUCACGCGCGGCAAGCUGGCAGGCGACCCCGCGGCCAGCAUGAGCGUGGGAUUCCUACGCACCGCCACCCACGAGGUGCCUGGCCUGCGUGUGCAGUGCGUCGACCUCGACCCCGGCUCCGGCAACGGCCAGGUGGAUGCCUCUGUCCUUGCAGAGACGCUGCAGCGGUUCUGGCACCUCGCACGGAUCUAG
Messenger RNA from Purpureocillium takamizusanense, 1655 nucleotides. RefSeq names its product putative secondary metabolism biosynthetic enzyme. Bases 99 to 1655 code for a protein of 518 amino acids. Lineage: Eukaryota; Fungi; Ascomycota; Sordariomycetes; Hypocreales; Ophiocordycipitaceae. The transcript is spliced from 3 exons. The record is from RefSeq and is a predicted model, not a curated record.